Messenger RNA from Musa acuminata AAA Group (dessert banana), 558 nucleotides. Its product is annotated as putative invertase inhibitor. Gene Ontology annotation, molecular function: enzyme inhibitor activity. The record is from RefSeq and is a predicted model, not a curated record. Gene Ontology annotation, biological process: negative regulation of catalytic activity. The coding region runs from base 1 to 558 and encodes 185 amino acids. NCBI's taxonomy places the organism in Eukaryota, Viridiplantae, Streptophyta, Magnoliopsida, Zingiberales, Musaceae. The transcript has a single exon.
AUGGCUAGACACACAACACUGCUCGCCACCCUCCUCCUCGCGGCGCUCGUCGCCAUCGCCUCCGCCGAGCCCCGUGCCACCCGCCGCCUCCUCGCCGACAACGUCGCCGCCGUAUGCCAGUACGUCACCGUCCCUCAGCUCUGCACGUCCCUGGCCGCGAGGUCGGGCGCCACGUCCUUCCAGGCCCUGACCGUCGCCGCCGUCAACGAGGCCUUGUCCACGGCCGAGGAGGCGAAGGCCACAGUGGACAGGAUCGUCGCGGCGCCGAUCACAGACGAGAAGCUGAAGGCCCAACUCGGCGUGUGCUUGGAGAACUUCGGGUACGCGGUCGACACUCUCCAGAAGGCGGCCACGGACCUGCAAACCGGAGCAGCACACAGUCAGUCAGUCUCCCACAUCUCGGCGUCGGUCACCUACGUCGGCAACUGCAACGACGCCUUCAGCGAGAACCCCGGUCUGGUGUCGCCGGUGGCGGACAUCACCGGCAUUCUGAAGAAGUUGGUCAGCAACAGCCUGGGUUUGGCCAUAGGCGUACAUAUGCAAGCAUCCCGCAACUGA